AUAGUAAGGCUUUUCAGAAAUUACAUUUAUCCGCAAUAAUCUGCAUGUGUACUAUUGCAUCAGUCAUAAAAUUAUAAAUUAUUUUUUAGAAAUGGCAAAAUGUGUAUUGGUUUUCUUGUUGGUGGCGACAUCUUGUGCAGUUUUGUGUAAACCAGUGGACACCAUGGAGAAAACAGAUGUCAGCACAGACGCACACAUCAUCGCCAAGCGGUUCAUCAAUCCCUUCCUAACUUCUGGUGGGUUCGACGACACCGGGCUCGCCGGCAAAAUGAGGAUGAAGCGAGAUGCGGAGGAGUGCGAGAAGCUUAAACUCUGCAAGCUGCAUGCGCGAUCCAGUAGAAAUUUCUUGGCGGCCUUCGAGCUAUACUUUGUCAACAAAGAAAACGCGAGGCUAUGGGAUCACCGCACACACAGCAUUGCAGAUUGUGAACGUAGAUUCAGCUGUUACGACAGAUAAAUUUAUAAAACUUUAGAUCUAUUUAUAUAUUCUUUUGAAUUUCGAAAAUCAUUUGUAUAUAUAGACAUUAGCAAUAAGUAUGCAUUAAUUUAUGUUUGUAAACCUACUUGAAAACGUCAUCGCUUGUUGUUAUACUCUGCUUUUGUGAGAAAUAUGCAGUUGAUUAUUAUUAGUUGAAUUAUUAAAUGAAAAUAAAACACAAUGCAUAUCAA
Molecule: messenger RNA, 669 nt
Organism: Plodia interpunctella (Indianmeal moth)
Lineage: Eukaryota; Metazoa; Arthropoda; Insecta; Lepidoptera; Pyralidae
Exons: 4
Coding region: 92-457 (121 amino acids)
Source: RefSeq, a predicted model, not a curated record